Cucurbita pepo subsp. pepo (vegetable marrow) is the source of this 1382-nucleotide messenger RNA. RefSeq names its product UDP-N-acetylglucosamine transporter ROCK1. Gene Ontology annotation, molecular function: pyrimidine nucleotide-sugar transmembrane transporter activity. Gene Ontology annotation, biological process: pyrimidine nucleotide-sugar transmembrane transport. Lineage: Eukaryota; Viridiplantae; Streptophyta; Magnoliopsida; Cucurbitales; Cucurbitaceae. The record is from RefSeq and is a predicted model, not a curated record. Gene Ontology annotation, cellular component: Golgi membrane.
GAGAGACGGCGUCGUAUCGGCUGCGUGAACGCCUUUUGGUUUACAUAUUGAAAAUAAGGAACUGUCUCUGCUCGCAAGUCAUCCAGGCAUCCUCAUCGGAGUUCUGAAGUUGGAAGAGAACUCCGAGAGGUUGCGGUGAUGGCGUCUUUAGCUGCAAGGAAAAGGCCCAAAGAUGCGGCCACUAGUGCCGAUCAAAUGAGCAGGAGAAUUUUGCUUUACUCCAUUUUGCUCGCUCUACAGUACGGAGCUCAACCACUGAUCUCUAAGCGAUUUACGAGACGAGAAGUUAUUGUGACUUCAUCUGUCUUAACUUGUGAGAUAGUAAAGGUCAUAUGUGCCCUAAUUAUCAUGGCAAAAGAAGGUAGUUUAAAGAAAACUUUUAGUGAGUGGACUGUCGCUGGUGCAUUGACUGCUUCAGGACUUCCUGCAAUUAUUUAUGCAUUACAAAAUAGUCUGCUGCAGAUAGCUUACAAGAAUCUUGAUUCUCUGACAUUCUCAAUGCUGAAUCAAACAAAAAUACUCUUCACUGCUGUAUGUACUUAUUUGUUGCUCAGGCAGAGGCAGUCCAUUCAGCAAAUUGGGGCUCUAUUCUUGUUGAUUGUUGCUGCCGUUCUUCUAAGUAUAGGUGAAGGAUCUAGUAAGGGUUCCAGAGAUGAUGGCAGUCCCGAUCAAAUUUUGUUUCAUGGGAUUAUUCCUGUCUUGGCUGCUUCUGUACUCUCUGGUCUGGCUUCUGCAUUGUGUCAAUGGGCUUCACAGGUUAAGAAACACUCAUCAUACUUGAUGACUGUAGAAAUGUCUAUAGUUGGAAGUCUGUUUCUAUUUGCUAGUACAUAUAAAUCUCCUGAUGGAGAAGCCAUCCGACAUCAUGGUUUUUUCUACGGUUGGACUCUUCUCACUAUGAUUCCAGUCUUACUCAAUGCUCUUGGUGGAAUUCUUGUUGGUCUAGUCACAAGCAGGGCCGGUGGUGUUCGAAAGGGUUUUGUCAUAGUCUCAGCACUCAUUGUGACGGCAUUGCUGCAGUUCAUAUUUGAAGGGAAACCACCAUCGGUUUAUUGUAUCGUGGCUCUUCCCCUCGUGGUCAGUAGUAUUUCCAUGUAUCAAAAGUAUCCCUACCGGGUUAAAGAGAAGGAACUAUAGCCUGGGAGAGUUAUUUACAGGAAUAACUUGAUGGAAUUAAAGCUGCAGGAAUAACUUUAUUUUUAUAGUUUAGCAAUAUGAUUGAUAAUUGUAACUAAUAAGGCCAUUAUAUCUGGAUUUUCAAUUAGCUGAAAUCAUGAUGUAUAUGAACACUUCAUUCUUCAGCAGUGCGCAUGAGGAUUGGAGAAACAUUGUUAUUUUAAUUUUUCUAACAUAUCUUACAUUUUAUACUAUAAAGUAAAAUA